CCUUUUCCCCUAAUCAUCACAUAAUCAUUGUUCUUCACUAAAAUCAUCAUCACACACACAUACACAUAUCUAUCUCUCUCUUUAUAUAUACUAUUCAUCUCAAAGUGGAUUCUAUGGAUAAUAGAUCGCCAAGAUCAAGAGGAAUAUUGGGUCCUAGACCAACACCAUUAAAAGUCCGUGGAGAUUCGCACAAGAUCAUCAAGAAGCCACCACUGGCGCCUCAGCCGCAACCGCAACCACCACAAAUCCAUCAGCAAGAACCGUCGCAACCGCAGCCUCCACGUGGUCCCGUUAUCAUAUACACCGUAUCUCCCAAGAUUAUACAUACACACCCUAAUAACUUCAUGACAUUGGUUCAACGUCUCACAGGUAAAACCUCUACCUCCACAACAUCAUCCUCCUCUUCUUCAUCUACGUCAGCACCAAAAGACACGUCAACAACGAUUGAUACAUCUCAUGGUUUGAUAUCUCCGGCGGCUCGGUUUGCUGUUACAGAGAAUGCUAAUACAUCAAACGAACUAGGGACAUUUGUGGGAGGCGUAGGGGCUAUGGAUCAAUAUUAUUAUCAUCAUCAACAACAACAACAACAUCAAAAUCGAGGUUUCGAAAGGCCAAGUUUUCACCAUGCUGGGAUUUUAUCGCCGGGACCUACUUCUCUGCCGUCGAUAUCACCGGACUUCUUUUCCACGGUUGGACCAACCGAUCCACAAGGUUUUUCGUCGUUCUUUAAUGACUUUAACUCUAUCCUUCAGAGUAGUCCAUCGAAGAUACAGUCUCCUUCUUCUAUGGACCUUUUCAACAAUUUUUUUGAUUCUUGAUUGAGUUAUUAUAUCUAGUUGAACUAAUUUACGAGUCUUAUAGGAAAAAACAAAAAAAGGUUAUAUUUUACGUUUUUCAUCAUUUUUUAGAGACACUCGGAUGGAGUUAGAGGGUUUCUACUUCUGCAUUUCGUGAUGAUGACGUCAUUUGUUUACAUCAAUUUGCCAAUUUGAUGAUAUGUGUAUUCUUGUUUGGUGGGCUUCCCACAUAUACUUUAAAGUUUAUGUUCAAUGAAUCUUGUCCCUCUCCUUAACUGCUAUGUGCUCAUCAGCUUAAUUAUCCAAUAGUGGGGCAUUAAAUUAAUUUACUUUGU
Molecule: messenger RNA, 1132 nt
Organism: Arabidopsis arenosa
Lineage: Eukaryota; Viridiplantae; Streptophyta; Magnoliopsida; Brassicales; Brassicaceae
Source: the annotation of a GenBank genome assembly